Acomys russatus (golden spiny mouse) is the source of this 1475-nucleotide messenger RNA. RefSeq names its product carbohydrate sulfotransferase 7 (gene Chst7). The transcript has a single exon. Gene Ontology annotation, cellular component: Golgi membrane. Lineage: Eukaryota; Metazoa; Chordata; Mammalia; Rodentia; Muridae. Gene Ontology annotation, biological process: carbohydrate metabolic process; N-acetylglucosamine metabolic process. The record is from RefSeq and is a predicted model, not a curated record. Gene Ontology annotation, molecular function: chondroitin 6-sulfotransferase activity; N-acetylglucosamine 6-O-sulfotransferase activity. Bases 12 to 1472 code for a protein of 486 amino acids.
UUCGGUCAACUAUGAAGGGCCGGCGGCGGCGGCGGCGCCGAGAGUACUGCAAGUUCACGCUGCUCUUGGCGCUGUACACGCUUCUGUUACUGCUCGUCCCCUCUGUACUGGACAGUGGCAGCGAGCAGGACAAGGGCGUUAGACACUGCCCCGGCCUGCAGCGCAGCUUGGGUGUAUGGAGCCUGGAGGCGGCGGCCGCCGGGGAACGUGAGCAGGGAGCUGAGGUGCAUCCCCUGGUUGAAGGAGAUGCAGGUCGAUCCCCUAGGUCCCCAGGCAACCUCAGCACCGUCGGUGAAGCGGUGACCCAGGAGAAACAACACAUCUAUGUGCAUGCCACCUGGCGCACCGGCUCGUCCUUCCUGGGCGAACUAUUCAACCAGCACCCGGACGUUUUCUACUUGUACGAACCCAUGUGGCAUCUGUGGCAGGCGCUGUAUCCGGGCGACGCCGAGAGCCUGCAAGGCGCCUUGAGAGACAUGCUGCGCUCGCUCUUCCGCUGUGAUUUCUCCGUGCUGCGGCUUUACGCGCAGCCCGGGGACCCCGCUGAUCGAGCGCCGGACUUGGCCAACCUCACUACGGCCAUGCUUUUCCGCUGGCGGACCAACAAGGUCAUCUGCUCCCCGCCUCUGUGUCCCGCCGCACCGUGGGCGCGCGCAGAGGUGGGCCUCGUCGAGGACAAAGCAUGCGAAAGUAGCUGCCCGCCGGUGCCGCUCCAAGCCCUGGAGGCCGAGUGCCGCAAGUACCCGGUGGUGGUCAUCAAGGACGUGCGGCUGCUCGACCUGGGCGUGCUGGUGCCCCUGCUCCGUGAUCCGGGCCUCAACUUGAAAGUGGUGCAGCUCUUCCGAGACCCGCGGGCAGUGCACAACUCGCGCCUCAAGUCGAGGCAGGGACUGUUGCGGGAGAGUAUCCAGGUGCUGCGCACGCGCCAGAGGGGUGAUCGCUUCCAUCGGGUGCUGCUGGCGCAUGGGGUGGGUGCCCGUCCCGGAGGCCAGGCUCGAGCUCUGCCCUCGGCGCCGCGUGCCGAUUUUUUCUUAACCAGCGCCCUCGAGGUGAUCUGCGAGGCCUGGCUGCGCGACCUGCUAUUCGCACAGGGCGCGCCGGCCUGGCUGAGGCGUCGUUACCUGAGGCUGCGCUAUGAGGAUCUGGUGUGGCAGCCCCAAGCCCAGCUGCGCCGCCUGCUGCGCUUCUCUGGGCUACGGACAGUCGCCUCGCUGGAUGCCUUCGCGCUCAACAUGACACGAGGCUCAGCUUACGGUGCUGAUCGGCCCUUCCACUUGUCUGCCCGGGAUGCCCGAGAGGCUGUGCACGCGUGGCGGGAGCGUCUGAGCCAAGAACAGGUGCGCCAGGUGGAGGCUGCCUGCGCUCCUGCUAUGAGACUGCUGGCCUACCCUCGCAGCCGCGAUGAGAGCGAGGUGGAGAACGGCAGGGAAGGGGAGACACCACUGGAGACCAAGGCCAACUGGGCCACAUAACAC